Molecule: messenger RNA, 911 nt
Organism: Centropristis striata (black sea bass)
Lineage: Eukaryota; Metazoa; Chordata; Actinopteri; Perciformes; Serranidae
Gene: fkbp11
Product: FKBP prolyl isomerase 11
Exons: 6
Coding region: 314-877 (187 amino acids)
Biological process (GO): protein peptidyl-prolyl isomerization
Molecular function (GO): peptidyl-prolyl cis-trans isomerase activity
Source: RefSeq, a predicted model, not a curated record
GCACUGCACCGCCCCCCAGCGCCUCUACACGGCGCCACUUCCGCCUCUCACCCCCGGCAGUCUGAUGGGAUGCUGGCGGAAUGUUUGAGGCGGGAUCUUCAGGGAGACCCAGGUGUUGGGACAACGUCCACGGGCCGCGAGUCCUUAUCGCUACAGUAUUAUAACACAUCAGCAUUAAUCGGAGCUGAGCCAUUUUGAACGCAGGGGCAUACUGUGCAGCUCUCUCUCUCUCUCCUCGCUGCUGCUGUGUGAAGAAGAAAGCCCACACGGAAGUUGUUGUUGGAGGGCAGCUGCUGUUUUCCAGAAGUUCACAAUGAAGAGCAGCGUUUUCUUGCUGCUGCUCGCGGCUCUCACCUGCGGGCUCGCGCUUGGGCAAGAAAAUGAAAUGGAGGAGCUGCAGGUGGAGACCCUGGUGAAGCCCGAAACUUGCUCUGUACUUUCCAUGAUGGGAGACACGCUGCAGAUACAUUACACGGGUAAGCUGAUGGAUGGGAAGGUGAUCGACUCAUCACUGUCUCUGGACCCUCUUGUGGUUGAGCUGGGAAAGAGGACGGUUAUAGCCGGUCUGGAACAAAGCUUGGUUGGCGUGUGUGAAGGGCAAAAAAUCAAGGCCACUAUUCCAUCUCACCUGGCUUAUGGAAAGAAAGGUUACCCUCCAACCAUUCCAGGUGAUGCUGUCCUUGAGUUCGAGGUGGAGGUGGUUUCUCUGAUUCAGCAGACACCUUGGCAGAAAAUGGUCAACGACGUGUUCCCUCUUGUGUGUUUGGCUCUGGUGCCCACCCUGCUCGGCCUGGUGGGACUUUACCUCUACAGAAAGGCCAACGCAGAGAAGCCGAGCAAAAAGAAGGCAAAGGAUAAGAAGAGCAAGAAGAAAUAAGGACAAGGCACAGAACUAUUUAAAUAAAAAAUGU